AUGAGCAAGGCCCUGGAUCGAAUCUCCAAGUCACCCUUCACAUGCAAGAUAGAAGGGGCUGAGCUUCCUCAGCGAUUCCAUCAACCUACUUUCAUAAUGUACAACGGCCGAAUGGACCCCAUAGAGCAUGUAAGUCAGUUUAACCAGAGGAUGACCAUCCACUCCAAAGAUGAGGCUUUGAUGUGCAAAAUGUUUCCGUCCAGCCUAGGACCGAUGGCAAUGAGAUGGUUUGAUGGCCUUAAGCCAAACUUCAUAGAUUCCUUCAAGCAGCUGACCCAGGCCUUUGGCUCUCACUUCAUCACGAGCAGCAGGGUUCUUCGGCCCUUGGAUUCCCUUCUGUCUUUGUCCAUGCAAGAAGGGGAGACCCUAAAGGCCUACUCGGAUAGGUAUUGGGAGAUGUACAAUGAGAUAGAGGGCAACUAUGAUGACAUUGCCAUCAGUACUUUCAAGAGCGGCCUCCUAACUAAGCAUAGUUUAAGAAAAUCCCUAACAGGGAAGCCUGUCACUAGCCUAUGCCAAUUCAUGGACCGAAUCGACAAAUAUAAAAGGGUUGAAGAGGACCAGCAGUUGGGUAAGGGUAAAGUGAAGGUUGUCCCUCAAGAGAGGAAGGACUUCAGGUCAGACCAAUUUAAUAACAACAACCGACCGAGGAGAGACUAUGUAGAGCAAUCCGGAUUUGCCAACGCGCAGGCAAUUCACGCUGUGUUUCGAGAUCCGAUACAUCAGGUUAUGAAGAAAAUCAAGAAUGAGUCAUUCUUCAAAUGGUCAAAUAAGAUGGCAGGAGACCCCAUGAAGCGCAACCAAAACCUGUAUUGCCAAUACCACCAAGAACCAAGGCAUACAACCGAGGACUGUAGAAACUUGAAGAACCACUUAGACCAAACUGGUCUGAGAGGGAAAAUUAAGUCUCCUCCUACAUCACUCCAGUGGUCGACAAAGACAGGCGAAUAUUGA
This is a messenger RNA of Quercus lobata, 954 nucleotides long. RefSeq lists its product as uncharacterized. The transcript has a single exon. The record is from RefSeq and is a predicted model, not a curated record. NCBI's taxonomy places the organism in Eukaryota, Viridiplantae, Streptophyta, Magnoliopsida, Fagales, Fagaceae. The coding region runs from base 1 to 954 and encodes 317 amino acids.